AUGAUAAUUGAUAUAACAAAAGUACAAGCUAUCAAUUCUUUUUCCAGAUUGGAAUCCUUAAAAGAGGUUUAUGGGACUAUAUGGCUGCUUUUCCCUAUUUUGAUUCUCGUAUUGGGAAUCACAAUAGGUGUACUAGUAAUUGUGUGGUUAGAAAGACAAAUAUCCGCAGGUAUACAACAACGUAUUGGACCUGAAUAUGCCGGUCCUUUGGGAAUUCUUCAAGCUCUGGCGGACGGAACAAAACUACUUUUUAAAGAAAACCUUCUUCCGUCUAGAGGGGAUACGUAUUUGUUUAGUAUUGGACCCUCUAUAGCAGUUAUAUCAAUUCUACUAAGUUAUUCAGUAAUUCCUUUUGGUUCUCGACUUGUUCUAGCCGAUUUAAGUAUUGGUGUUUUUUUAUGGAUUGCCAUUUCAAGUAUUGCUCCAAUUGGACUUCUUAUGUCAGGAUAUGGAUCAAAUAAUAAAUAUUCCUUUUUAGGUGGUCUACGGGCAGCUGCUCAAUCAAUUAGUUAUGAAAUACCAUUAACUCUAUGUGUGUUAGCAAUAUCUCUACUAUCUAACAGUUUAAGUACAGUUGAUAUAGUUGAGGCACAAUCAAAAUAUGGUUUUUUGGGAUGGAAUUUGUGGCGGCAACCUAUAGGGUUUAUUGUUUUUAUAAUUUCUUCUCUAGCUGAAUGCGAGAGAUUGCCUUUUGAUUUACCAGAAGCAGAAGAAGAAUUAGUAGCAGGUUAUCAAACCGAAUAUUCCGGUAUUAAAUUUGGUUUAUUUUAUGUUGCGUCUUAUCUAAAUCUACUAAUCUCUUCUUUAUUUGUAACCGUUCUUUAUUUGGGUGGUUGGAAUCUUUCUAUUCCACACAUAGUCAUUUCUGGCUUUUUUGAAAUAAAUAAAAUAGAUGGAGUUUUUGGAACGACAAUUAGUAUUUUCAUUACAUUAGCUAAAACUUUUUUGUUCUUGUUCAUUCCUAUCACAACAAGAUGGACUUUACCUAGACUGAGAAUGGACCAAUUAUUAAAUCUUGGAUGGAAAUUUCUUUUACCUAUUUCUUUAGGUAAUCUAUUAUUAACAACUUCUUCCCAACUCCUUUCAUUAUAA
Molecule: messenger RNA, 1092 nt
Organism: Amaranthus tricolor (Joseph's coat)
Lineage: Eukaryota; Viridiplantae; Streptophyta; Magnoliopsida; Caryophyllales; Amaranthaceae
Source: the annotation of a RefSeq genome assembly